Staurois parvus is the source of this 298-nucleotide messenger RNA. The record is from the annotation of a GenBank genome assembly. NCBI's taxonomy places the organism in Eukaryota, Metazoa, Chordata, Amphibia, Anura, Ranidae.
CAGCUUGUCACAUGGUACAAGGCUGUUGUGAAUAGCCUUGUACCAUGUGACCUCUGUGAUCAUUCACAGAUUUCACACGUAGUAAGCAAUGAUGUCACAAGUGACAUCUUGCUUACUACUUUGCAUGUGAUCACUGAUUGGCCAAUCAGUGAUCACAUGAUCGGGACCUCGUACAGAGGUCCCGUCCGAUCGCCAUUGAGAAAUACCGAGUGAGCUGUGAGUGGUCACAGUUUGUCACAUAGUACAAGGCUGUUGCGAAUAGCCUUGUACCAUGUGACCUCUGUAAUCAUUCACAGAU